AUGAAUUACCUCCAGGUCCCUGAAAGCCCAGCGACAACGCGGAGACGGAUUUCGGACCUCCAUUUUGCGCAGACGCUCAACGAACUGCGGAAGAAGAGCAUCUCGGAGCUGUCACUAGUGUUUGAUGUUUUGCGCGGAGGGACCCCUUCACCCUGUGGUUCCGGAAUUAUCCAUCCGGAACGGGACGAUUCGGAAGAGACCAACCCUGGUCCAUUGCCCGAGGAGAAGCGCAAAAAGAGCCGCCGAAAACGCGUGCAAAGCACCUGGAAAGCCCUACGAAUCCAGAAUCUUCAGCGAAAUUACCAUAUCGUUCAAGAAGAAAAGGCUAUGCAAGCGGUGCCCACCGCUCCUAUCGACGCCUCCAAAUUUGUGGCCUACGUUUCGGAACGGCGGAAGAAGCGGAUACUUUUCAAGGGCGAGUAUUUGAUGAUCCAACGCUCAAUCGAUGCCCAAAAAUGCCGCUCAGAUGUGGGGACGACGAUGAAUGAGCGGAACCCCUAUCCGGAUACGCUACCCUAUGACUACAAUCGCGUUAUUUUGCCGCGAAUUCCUGGCAACGAAAAUUCUCAUUACAUCAAUGCCAGCUAUGUAAAUAGCUGGUUACGCGAGAAGCAAUAUGUCGUCACGCAAGCCAUCAAAACCAAGCCGAUGAACGCCGAGUUUUGGCGACUGAUUUGGGAAGUGCGCACGAACUGCAUCGUCAUGCUGACGAAGGUCUUCGAUUUUAUGCGGGUGAUGUGCCUGCAAUAUUGGCCGAUGACCAAGUUCCAAUUCGGCGACAUCGAAGUCGAGACGCUCGAGGUGAAGACGUACGCCCACUUUGUGAUCCGGACAUUCCGGAUGACGCGUGAUGUGGACGGGGAAGCUCAAAGCCGCACCGUCAAGCACUUCCAUUUCACCGAGUGGGAGCUCGACUCCUUUCCCUACAUUUCGGCGUUUAUUGAACUACGAAGACGAGUGCGACAAUAUCUUGAGCGGAACCCCGUAGAUGCCCCAAUGGUCGUGCAUUGCAGUGUCGAUUACCAGAGU
Mesorhabditis spiculigera is the source of this 1029-nucleotide messenger RNA. The record is from the annotation of a GenBank genome assembly. NCBI's taxonomy places the organism in Eukaryota, Metazoa, Nematoda, Chromadorea, Rhabditida, Rhabditidae.